AUCUGGACUGCCCUAUAUAACUUAGAGACGCUUGAUGGCGAUGUGGAUCUUUUGGAAUAACGUCAUCUGUGGUUGUGUUUCGCUCACAGUCGAAGAAAAAUUCGAGGUCCCUGAUUGGCUGAAAGGCAGAAGCGCAGAAACAGACAGUGCUCAUGCAGUACAUCGGUUUUGUUUAUACUGUAUGUGACAUGAAAGAGUAAACUUAAUUAUUUUUGUACAAUGUCCGAAUUGAAUGAUUAUUUAGAAGGUAAGAUUACUUUCGAGGAUUUUGAAAGGCGGAGAGAGGAAAGAAAAGCAAAGGAUAAGGAGGAGAAGAGAGAUGUGUCAGAUGAUGAUGGAUCUGCUGAUCAGGAGGAAGACGCAGUUCCGUCCACUUCAAAACGAAGCGCUGGAGGAACACGGAAACGCCAAACAGAGACGACAGAAGAGGGAGUCAGUCCAUCUGUUCAGAAAGCUUUUGCGUCCAUGAUCGGAGAGGGACUGGAGGAGUGUGUGGAGGAGGGUGAAAAUGAUGAAGAUGGAAAGAUGGAUUGGAGAGACACUGGAGAGGAGGAUGGAGAUAAUGACGACGACAACGAUGAUGAUGAUGAUGAAGAAGAAGAGGACAAUGACAGAAAUGAAGUCACACCCGGAGAUGUGUUCGCCCUUGAAAUGGAGCUGAACCGUGAGAACAAGAAAAUUAUGAAGGAGAGGCAUCACCGCAGUAAGUUGCCACGGGCUCUCAGAGGACUCAUGGGAGAGGCUAACAUCCGCUACGCUAGAGGAGAAAAGGAGGAUGCCAUCCUGAUGUGCAUGGAGAUCAUUCGCCAAGCUCCUGUGGCAUACGAGCCAUUCUCCACGCUGGCUAUGAUCUAUGAGGAUAAGGGGGAUAUGGAGAAAGCGCUGCAGUUCGGACUGAUCGCUGCUCAUCUGAACCCCAGUGACUGGGAGGAGUGGGUCAAACUGGCAGACAUGUCCCUGGAGCAGGACAACAUCAAACAAGCCAUCAUCUGCUACACUAAAGCGAUUAAAUAUGACCCCAGUAAUGUUCAGUACCUGUGGGAGCGCUCGAGCCUUUAUGAGCAGGUCGGAGAGCACAAGCAGGCCAUGGAUGGGUAUCGCCGCAUCCUCAGCCUGCUGCCACCAUCCGAUGGAGAACAGUUCAUGCAGCUCUCACGAGACAUGGCGAAGAGUUGCUAUGAGAGCAGCGAGUUGCCGUCCGCUAUUGGGGUCAUGGUGGAAGCUCUGGAGAGACAUCCUGAACUGGUCUCACAUGAGUGUGUCAACAUGGCCGCUGAACUCUUCAUAGCCAACCACCAACAUGACAAAGCUCUAGAGGCACUGGUGAAGUUUUGUGGCAUCAUUCUGAAAAGACAGGAGAAGGAGGAGACAGAGACGCAGACGGGUGACCAGACGCCCGCACAAGAUACAGAAGGAGAAGAGAAGAAAAAAAGCUCUGAAGAGGAAAAAGGUAAAAUCUUAGAGGUGGUGAUUCCUGAUGAUGUUCCAGUCGACAUCAGAGUCAAGAUGAUGGUGUGUCUCAUCCACCAGCACGUCAUCAAACCUUUGGAUCCCAUGCUGACGUCUCUGAUGGAGCAGAGCCCGGAGGAGCUGGGCGAUUUGUAUUUGGACGUGGCCGAGGCUUUUAUGGAAGAGGGCGAAUAUAAAUCCGCCCUACCUUUGCUCUCCGCCCUCGUCUGCUCAGAGAGAUAUAACCUGGCAGUUGUUUGGCUCCGGCAUGCAGAGUGUCUAAAGGCGCUUGGUCAUUUGGAAGUUGCAGUAAAGAGCUACAGUAAGGUUGUUGAAAUGGCUCCACUGCAUCUAGACGCUCGUCUGGCCCUAUCCACCCUCCAGCAGCAGCUGGGACGACCCAACAUGGCCCUCGAGGCCCUGGAGCCCAUGUAUGAUGCCGAAACCCUCGCACAGGACUCUUCAGCUGCCCAGCAGGAACUGAAGCUGUUGCUGCAUCGCUCGACUCUUCUGCAUGCUCAAGGACGCACUGAUGAUUACAUUGAUACUGUAUUUACCAUGCUGUCCAUGCUACUUAAGGUGGCGAUGGUGAGGGCUCAGGUGUGUGUCAUCUCAGAUACGUCCUCUGGUGUCAAACAUCUGAAGCUUAUAAAAGUGUCACGCAGAAAACAGACAGAGAUUGUUGACCAGGAGGCAGCUUAUCUGGAUGUGACAGGUAAGACGAGUGUCCUGUCUCGAGACGACUGGUGGAAGCUGUUACUGCGCUGUUUGGCCAUUCUGUGUGAGGUGAAGCGCUUUGCUGAGGCCGAGUUAUUAGUGGACUCCACUUUAGAGUACUACUCUUUUUACGACGACCGCGUGAAGCGCAAAGAGCUAGAAUACCUCGGCCUGUCCGCCGCCUUCCUCGACCGCAACUUCCGCAAAGCUUAUGACUAUAUAAGGUUGAUGUUAAUGGACAAUGUGGACCGGACUCAGCUGUGGAACGUGUUUAAUCAGGUUACCCUGCACUCUCAGGAUGCCAGACAUCAUCGUUUCUGUCUGCGUCUUAUGCUCAAACACCCUGAUAACCUUGCGCUCUACCUUCUCAAUGGACACACCUCGCUGGUUUCUGGGACUUUCAAACAUGCACUCGGUCAGUACAUGCAAGCGUUCAGAAACCAGCCUGAUCAUCCUCUUCAUAGUUUGGUUGUCGGUCUCACAUUCUUCCAUAUGGCCUGUCAGAGGUUUGUCAUGAAAAGGCAUCCACUCAUUGUGCAGGGUUUCUCAUUCCUGUGGCACUAUGUGGAUCUCAGAGGUCAUUGUCAAGAGUCUCUGUAUAAUAUUGGUCGGGCUUUACACCAGCUUGGACUCAGUCAUUUAGCCAUUCACUACUAUGAGAAAGCCCUCACCCUCCCCCCACUCAAACUGGAGGGGAUUGAUGAUGAUCAAGUGGACUUGAGAAGAGAAAUUGCCUACAACCUAUCUCUUAUUUACCAAUCGAGUGGUAAUAAGGAAAUGGCCCGCCAUGUCAUCUAUACUUACUGUACUGUCUGACUCAAUGAGCGGAUGCACA
Messenger RNA from Sinocyclocheilus rhinocerous, 3001 nucleotides. RefSeq names its product general transcription factor 3C polypeptide 3-like. NCBI's taxonomy places the organism in Eukaryota, Metazoa, Chordata, Actinopteri, Cypriniformes, Cyprinidae. The record is from RefSeq and is a predicted model, not a curated record. Gene Ontology annotation, biological process: transcription by RNA polymerase III. The transcript has 18 exons. Gene Ontology annotation, cellular component: transcription factor TFIIIC complex. Gene Ontology annotation, molecular function: protein binding. The coding region runs from base 220 to 2982 and encodes 920 amino acids.